Molecule: messenger RNA, 1487 nt
Organism: Plodia interpunctella (Indianmeal moth)
Lineage: Eukaryota; Metazoa; Arthropoda; Insecta; Lepidoptera; Pyralidae
Product: nucleoplasmin-like protein
Exons: 6
Coding region: 136-702 (188 amino acids)
Biological process (GO): chromatin remodeling
Cellular component (GO): nucleolus; cytoplasm; nucleoplasm
Molecular function (GO): RNA binding; chromatin binding; histone binding
Source: RefSeq, a predicted model, not a curated record
CAAUGUCAAGCAAAAAUUAGUUUAUUUGCAUUGCAACUUCAAAUCUGUUGUUGGCAAUACUCAUCUCCAGAUUUGUGUGCACCGGCAUCGCAUGUGAACGUGUCGCCUCAAUCUCAAUAAAUUAGUGAAAUCAUCAUGUCUGACGAAUAUUUUUAUGGUGCUACCUUGUCGGCGUCACACCAAUCCGAGACAUGGGACCCCGAGGCGAAAGCGGAGUACCCGCGCACCAACAAACUCCUCAUACGCCAAGCGUUAUUAGGACCAGAGGCCAAGCCCGAUGAACUCAAUGUCGUACAGGUAGAGACAAUGUCUCUACAGGACUCAGUGAAGAUCCCAGUAGCCGUCCUCAAGGUCGGCGAGACGAGGCACGCGCGCCUUGAUAUUGAAUUCCCCGAUGCACCAGUCACUUUCACACUUGUACAGGGAUCAGGACCAGUGCAUCUGAUUGGCCAGCACCUGCUGGGGGCUCUGGUCGAUGAGUUUGAAGAAAUGGAGGAAAUGGAAGAGGAAAUGUUGGAUGAGGAAGAAGGUGAUGACUCUCAGUUCAAGGACGAUGAAAAUAAAAGGAAACCGUCUGCAGGCAAGCGCAAGACGAAUGAGGAUGAGGAUGACGAGGAAGGCGAGCCCAAGGGCAAGAAGGCGAAAAUGUCAAACAACGCCAAAGGCAAAGCCCCGUCGCCGAAGAAGAACGCCAAGAAGUGAGCCGCCUGCCGCCCGCCGGCCGACCUCUUCAAGACUGACUCCGGGAGAACAACAUCUAUUUCUCACGCGUGUCCUAUUCUCCAAAUUUCUAUCUCUAUUUUCAAAUUUACUCUUUUCUAAGUCGAUUUGUUUUUACAAAAGAGGCUUCGAAAACUCGUUACAAAUAGUGAAUAUAUCAUCUAUUUCUAUGUCAAGCGAACAUUGUUUUUAUGAUCUCGAAGUUAAAAAUUAAUAAUCAAAGGUAGUUUCGUAUACAAAUGGUGUGACAUUUGGAGACAUGACGCGGGUGGGCUCCCGGCGGCGGUCGGCCCCGAGCACUUAGUCGUAACUACAUAGUGUGGUAAUUCAGCCUAGGUUAGCGUUAUAUCGAUCGAGUGAUUGAGAGCGUGAACGAGUGACUUUUCGUGAUAUCCGGUCUUACGUUUUGUACGACCCACGGUCGAGGUAUUUUUCAGACUUAAUCCUAUGUGGUUAGUGAGAUCGCGUGAAUAUUUCACUAUUUUUUUUGUCUAAAAUUUUUUUUCCAUUCCUUACUGUGGUAUAGUGUUAUGGAUGUCAAAUGUAAUAUUUAAGUAAAUUCAUACAGACGUAUUUUUAAGUUAAGACUAAGCAUAAUCAGUGUACUUUUAAGACAUUGAUCACUUUUGUAGCAGUAGCCGGUCGACAUAUAAUUGAAUUUGCUAAUGAUUUCUCAUUUCAGAAUGAAAACUGAUAAUCUAAUAUAGUUUGUUUGUACAUAUACAUUUAAAAGCAUAAGAACGGUAAUAAAACAUUUCUAAACUUCA